CGAUAAUAAUAGUUGCUAAAAGACCAACCAGAUUCCAGUCAACUUAUUUGGACCAGAUGCCUUCAGUUUACUCCUUACCUAGAUCUAAUUGUCGUCUCACUGAGACUCUGAUCUGCUUUGUUUCCGUAGUUAAUUGAUUUUGCCGGCCAAGGACAAAACAAACAAUAUUCGUGUUUGGUAGAUGGGUCACUCGUCAGCAGCCCAACUUGAAGCCUGCGCUAUGGUGUUUUCAACAAUUCAUCAGACAAAAAGAAGGAUUGUUGGGUUGGCAGUCAGUCUGUUCCAGUCACCAAGCUACUGUAUAGUUCCCUCUUUCUUCUUCUUCUUCUUCUUCUUCUUCUUCUUCGAGAAACAGCAGAGAGGGAGAGAGAGUGAGAGAUGGAGAUGGACAGUAGUUGCAGGAGCUUCCAAGCAGAGGAUUCCCGGGAAAUUCAAUAUUCGGCAACCGACUUGGCCUUGGAGCAUAUUGGACUCCUGUGGAAUUUCAAGCGCGAGCUUCGGAAAUUGAAGGACACGGUCUCCAGAAUCCAGGCCGUGCUCCAAGACGCCGAAGAGAAGCAAUUCCGCAAUCAUCAGGUCAAAGAUUGGCUUGAGAAGCUCUCCGACGUCAUGUAUGAUGCUGACGAUCUGCUCGAUGAUUUCUCUACCGCGGCUCGCAGAAAGGCCGUAGUGCUAGCAGCAGCAGCAACAACAGCAGAUGAUGGUGGUGGUGACAGGAGAAGGACGCCAGCAACGACUUGUUGGAGUUUGGUAUGCUUUCUGUUCUCCUCACUUCCACAACAAUUGUGGUAUGAUCUUACGAUGGCGAAUGCUAUCAAGGCUAUCAGAGAGAAGCUUGAUGAUAUAUCGAAAGACAAGGAGACUUUGCAUCUGGAAGUUCAUUCUGUCGAGGAGGGCGAAGCUCUUCAUUCCAGCAGGGAGACUGAUUCCUGCCCACCCACAAUUGUUGUUGGGAGGGAAGAUGACAAGAAGAAUAUCAUUGGAUUAUUGCUGAAUUCCAAUUCUGAAUCCAACAUUUCAGUUGUACCAAUUGUUGGGAUGGGCGGACUGGGGAAGACUACUCUUGCUCAGCUUGUAUACGAUGACGAUCAAGCAAACAGCCACUUUGAUAUCAAAGCUUGGGUCUAUGUUUCACAGAGCUUUAACGUCAAAGUGAUUCUCGGAAAGAUGCUGCGAUCAAUAGACCGUGAUGCUCAAGUGGGUCCUGAGUUAGACGAUUUGCAAGCUCAACUCCGAGAAAAAAUCAAAGGCAAGAGGUUUUUGUUCGUAUUGGACGAUGUUUGGGAGGAGACAGGUCGAAGUUGGGAGACUUUGGGCAAGUAUUUGACGGUUGGUGCUCUUGGAAGCAAAGUGUUGGUAACUACUCGAUCCACUAAAGUGGCAGAGGUUGGUGUUGGAGCUCUAAAGUCCGAAACAAGUACCAGCAUCGUGAAAUCUUAUUACUUGAAAGGAUUGUCAGAAGAAGAGUGUUGGAAUUUGUUGGUGAAAAAGGCCCUCCCAGAAGGAGUCCCGCAAGACCCACAAGUACAAGAAAUUGGUAAACAAAUAUUGAGGAAAUGUCAUGGGGUUCCUCUUGCCGUGAGCACCAUAGCUGGCGUGUUAGUAGAUUCGACAGAUCCGAGCACCCAGUGGCCAUCUUUUCUUCAAAAGGGUCUUUCGAGCGUCAUGAGAGGAGAAGAAGAUCCUAUUAUGUCAGCUCUCCAGCUCAGCUUCAAUCAUCUCCCUUCCCACAUGAAACAUUGCUUUACUUAUUGUAAGUUGUUUCCGAAGGGUUUUCGAUUUGAUAUUCAAACGCUGGUCCGACUUUGGGUUGCGCAAGGGUACAUUGAGUCCGAAGAUAGAGGCUUCGACUGCUUCAAAACGUUGUGGUGGAGGUCAUUUUUCCAAGAGGUGUGGGUGGAUGAGUUGGGGAUUAUCUCAACAUGCAGAAUGCACGAUUUAAUGCAUGAUUUAGCAGAUUCAGUAGCGGGAGAAAAGAUCGUGAGAAGCUCAAGUUUAACUAUUCUAAAAAAUAUUCCUUCGAAGACUCGUCACUUGACAAUAUCAGCUGACGAUGGUGAUGAACCAGUAGAUUGUGGUGAUGGGUGGGGAAACAUAAGCAAGGUACGGACUCUUUUAUGUUUCAAAUCUCUUUCAAACAAUGAACUUGAGCAAGUGCUUAAUAACUUGUUACGUGUGCGCGUGCUGAUCAUUGCUAAAAGAAACCCAAACUUUGGUGAAGGCAGCUCUGUCUUGGAUGCUUCAACAUUACCGAUAUCUUUUGAUAAAAUGAUGCAUUUAAGAUAUCUUGCUCUCUGUUGCACUGAAUGGAAAAAGCUUCCAAACUCUAUUACCAACUUGGUUAACCUGCAAGUGCUUAAGCUCAUCGAUGGAAAGUGGCUAGAAGAACUACCAAGAGAUACCAAGAAGCUUGUUGAUUUGAAGCAUCUUGAGCUCGAUCCGGUAUGUCCAGCAUAUUUGACCCAUAUGCCAAAAGGGAUUGGAGGGUUGAAGUUCCUUCGAACAUUACCGGUGUUUGCGGUAGGCAAAAGGAGCAACAAUGGUAAUCACCAGAGGCAGGGGGCCGGGUUGGAUGAGUUGAAAGGGUUGAAUGCAUUGUAUGGAGAGUUGACCAUCAAAGGCUUGGCAAAUGCGGACUCUCCAAGACAAGGUUGCUAUGUCUUGAAGGAGAAGCCACAUCUGCUGUCCCUCAAUUUGUAUUUGGGCUCAUCUGAUGACAAAGUUGACGACGUUACUUUCUUGUCUAAUCGCGAUGAAGGGAUACUGGAAAUGCUUCAGCCAACACACUCUAAUUUGAAGAAAUUGAGGAUACACGAUGUUUUCCAAGGCGCGAAGCUUCCGAUCUGGUUGUCUGGCCUCACGAAUUUGGUCGAGUUCGUAUUGAAAGAUUGCAAGCGAUGUGAGAACCUCCCGCCAUUGCAUCAAAUGUCGAGCUUAAGGAAGCUUGCAAUUAAGAACUGUCCAUUGUUGAAGGGCAUCGAUAACGACGACGACAAUCAUGACGAGUGGCCUCGGUUUCACAACCUUUCCUACUUGCGCAUUCGGAAUUGUCCAAGCCUAAUCCGGUUGCCCACUUUCCCUACGGUCGAAGGCAAGCUUGUGUUGGAAAACGUGAGCUUGGCUCCAUUUUCCAGGACCAUGAAGAUGAGGAGAGCAAGAGAAGGACAUUCCAAUGAAUAUGCCUGUGAUACUACAAAUAUCCAUCCUCUUAUCCCUUCUUCUUCAACGUCGGUCCACCCACUCUCCAAGUUGACCAAGUUAACCUUAAAAAGGGUCGAAGAUGAUCUUGAAUCCAUAUCUGGUCCUGAUUUGAGCAGCUGUCUGGCCUCUCUUCAGGAGUUGAAGGUUCAGAGAUGCAUACAAGGCAAGAAGUUACCAAGUUCGUUGUGUUCCAGUGUAUACCUUACGGAGAUCUUUUUAUCUUGGUGCAUAACUAUAGAGUACCUGCCACCCCUACAUGAACUCCCAUCUUUGAGGGGGCUAAACGUUGAGUACUGUUUUCGGCUGAAGGGGUGUUGGUGGAAGAAAAAGAAGAAGACGACGGGGAAUGAUGAUAACGACAAUCACAAGGAUGAUGGUGAUGAUCAUUAUUAUAACUUUGACCCUUCAAUCCAACAAGACGAUAAGGAGAUGGAGGAGUACUGGCCCCGGUUCCCUCGUCUUUCCAGACUUCAAAUCACAGGUUGCCCAAUGCUGAUUCGGAUGCCUCUGUUUCCAACUGCUGAAGACAGCUUGACGCUGGUAGGAACGAGCUCACAGGCACUAGAGCUCACAAUGAAGAUGAAACCAGUAGCGGCUCAUCAUCAUUUCGACUCUCAGCAACAUUCUACUACUUGGGCAACAACAACAACAACAACAAGCACCACCACCGAUGCUCGCUCUUCUAGCUCUUCGUUUCCGAGGACUGCCCUUGUCGCUCCGCUUUCUAAGUUGACGCACUUGAAGCUUUGGCAUAUCUACGACUUGGAAUCUCUACCAGAAGAAGGCCUCUGUCACCUCAGUUCUCUCAUAGACUUGGAGAUACAUGAUUGUCCAAAAUUAGCAACCCUGCCUCCAGCGAUGCGACGCCUCACCUCUUUACAGUUCUUGGACAUCGACAACUGCGCACAGUUGACAGAAAGGUGUAAGCAGGAAGAUUGGCCCAACAUUUCCCACGUCCCAUGCGUACUAUUGAACAAAGAGAUGGUCCAUGAUACAGAGGGAAGAGGUAAAUUUGACUGCCUCUUGUGGAGGUCGAUGAUGAGGAAAGGGGGAAUGGGUAAAUUUGACGGCCUCUUGUGGAGGUCGAUGAUGAGGAAAUUGUAGCAGCUUUGCAAGUUGAGGAGAGUGCAGUCGAGCCUCCAACCGGAUAGGUAACCGCAUUUUUAUCCCUUUUUGGCAGGCCAGGCUCCUCUGCUGUUGAAACUUUGCUUUAACAGGUUCCUUUGUUGCUCUGAUUGAGCAAUGACUGUUCAUGUGGUGGUGCUAGGUUGCCAAUAAUGUACGAUGGUCGGCUGGACGAGACAAUCUGCUCUUCAAGUUGCAAACUUGUUUCACAAGAGAAGAUUUUUCAACAUCACUGCUGUCAUUUUGAAUUGCAGAGCUUUAUUAUUGCCUUCAUUUACCAAGGCAGGAAAACCAGUCAUACUGCAGUCUGCUUUUAGAAAACUGAUCAUUUCCAUUGCUGUUUGUUAUGAUGUUUUGCUUGAGAGACUGUUUGCUCCAAUUUUUAUAAUAUGUUUUUUUUGUGCACAAUAGUCCUGGAUAGCGAUCUCAUAUGGUUGAAUUCAACGUAAUGAUGCACUCUGUUUGAUGUUCUUGAUCUUCUCUUGAUUUUGAGUUCCACGAUUCUGCAGCCAGUCACGUUAAGGUUUCUCGUCCUGACUAGCUUGAUAAUAAGUAAUAACACUGUUUGAUGAAUUUGUUGACCAGGGCAACAUCUCCUGUUUCCAUUGUCGUUCUCGGUCAAUUCAAGGCCUGCAUUGUGCUGCUGGCUACUACUACAUAUUCGAAUCGAAUCCCGGAGCGAUCAGGGACUACCAUUUUAGCGAAAUGACCACUUGUUGUUCCCAAUAACUCGAGUUGUUGGAAAAGGAUUUGUUAAGCCUUUUAAUAUCUUACAUAGUUGUGUAUUAUUGUAUCCAGAGAAAGCCCACUUUGUGUUCGACAAUAGACGUUACUAGUUACU
Messenger RNA from Linum trigynum, 5167 nucleotides. Lineage: Eukaryota; Viridiplantae; Streptophyta; Magnoliopsida; Malpighiales; Linaceae. The record is from the annotation of a GenBank genome assembly.